Messenger RNA from Balearica regulorum gibbericeps (East African grey crowned-crane), 866 nucleotides. The record is from RefSeq and is a predicted model, not a curated record. Lineage: Eukaryota; Metazoa; Chordata; Aves; Gruiformes; Gruidae.
AUGGUGACGGUCCUCAUCCCUCAGCCCUCCGGUCCCCGUGUCCCCAGGGCGGUGACGGGUGACGGGGUGAACGACUCGCCGGCGCUGAAGAAAGCCGACAUCGGGGUGGCCAUGGGCAUCGCCGGCUCCGAUGCCGCCAAGAACGCGGCCGACAUGAUCCUCCUCGAUGACAACUUCGCCUCCAUCGUCACCGGCGUUGAGCAAGGCCGUUUGAUCUUUGACAACCUGAAGAAAUCCAUCGCCUACACCUUGACCAAGAACAUCCCUGAGUUGACGCCCUACCUCAUUUACAUCACGGCCAGCGUCCCCCUGCCCUUGGGCUGCAUCACCAUCCUCUUCAUCGAGCUCUGCACUGACAUUUUCCCCUCGGUCUCCUUGGCCUAUGAGAGGGCGGAGAGUGACAUCAUGCACCUGAAGCCCCGCAACCCUCGACGCGACCGGUUGGUCAACGAACCCUUGGCGGCUUAUUCCUACUUCCAGAUUGGCGCCAUCCAAUCCUUCGCCGGCUUCACCGACUACUUCGUGGCGAUGGCGCAGGAGGGUUGGUGGCCCCUGCUCUGCUUGGGGCUGCGCCCGCGUUGGGAAGACACCCACGAGCAGGAGCUGCAGGACAGCUACGGCCAACAAUGGACCUUCGAGCAGCGCCGCUACCAGCAGUACACCUGCUACACCGUCUUCUUCAUCAGCAUCGAGAUGUGCCAGAUCGCCGACGUCCUCAUCCGCAAGACCCGGCGCCUCUCCCUCCUGCAGCAGGGCCUCUUCCGGAACCGGAUCCUGGUGAUCGCCAUCGUGUUCCAGGUGUCCAUCGGCUGCUUCCUCUGCUACUGCCCCGGCAUGCCCAACGUCUUCAACUUCAUGCCCAUCCG